Molecule: messenger RNA, 1396 nt
Organism: Lycium barbarum (goji berry)
Lineage: Eukaryota; Viridiplantae; Streptophyta; Magnoliopsida; Solanales; Solanaceae
Product: glycine-rich RNA-binding protein 7-like
Exons: 5
Coding region: 163-1131 (322 amino acids)
Molecular function (GO): RNA binding
Source: RefSeq, a predicted model, not a curated record
UUCCAUGUUUGUUGACCACCGCCUCUAUUUCAUCCAACGGCCAAGAAUGAGCAAGUUGUAAUCGCAAGGCCGAUAUGUUUUUGGGAUAUUUAUUGGAGUUACCCUUCAUCUUCUAGAACCAACAAGUGUGCUUCUGUGCAUCAUUCCAGCAAAGGUUUAAAGAUGGCUUUUCUCAAUAAAAUUGGGAACAUUCUUAAACAGAGUGUAGGCAAAAACACAAACUUGGACCUCUCUGGCUCAAAUGCUUCACUUUUCCAGGCUAUAAGAAGCAUGUCUUCGUCUAAGCUUUUUGUUGGAGGUCUCUCGUAUGGCACUGAUGAAAGUUCUUUGAAAGAGGCAUUCUCUCAAUAUGGUGAUGUAAUCGAAGCUAGAGUUAUUCUGGAUCGUGAAACUGGGAGGUCCAGAGGCUUUGGUUUUAUUAGUUUUCCAUCAAGUGAAGAAGCAACAAGUGCCAUGCAGGCCAUGGAUGGUCAGGAUCUUCAUGGAAGACGGAUAAAGGUGAAUUAUGCCACAGAAAAGCGUCGUGCUGGUUUUGGAGGUGGCUAUGGUGGUGGUAAUUUUGGUGGUGGUGGAGGUUAUGCAGCCGGCAAUUAUGGAGGUGGAGGUGGUGGAUUUUCUGGUGGUUACGGUUCUGCAGGAGGAGGUGGCUACGGUAGUAGUGGUGGUGGUUAUAAUUAUGGCGGGGAUGGUGGAAAUUUUGCAGGUGCUGGAGGUUACCCAACCAACAAUUAUGGUGGAGGGGGUGGGUUUUCUGGUGGCAACAGUUCUGGUGGAUACGGUAGCUAUGGAGGCGGUAGUAACUAUGGGAACAACAAUAGUUCCCCUGUUGAGGGUGGUAACUAUGGAAGCCCUCCAAGCAGCAAUUAUUCUGGUCAAGGCAGUGAUUUUUCGGGUGGUUAUGGUGGAGGCAACAGUGGGAAUGACUUUGUUGGAGUUCCUAGUAAUAAUGGCUUCACUAACAUAGGAUUUGGUGGGAGCUCUGAAGCAUCACAUAAUGGAGGCCAAGAACAGCUUAGUGCAGAUCAAGGGGGGGCUCAAUCUGUAAAUGAGGACCUUGGACAGGAGACAUCAGUAGAAGGAAAUUACAGGGAUGACGAUGAUGAACCAAAGGAUUACGCCAACAGGGGCUGAAAAAAUGUUUAGUUUCAAGAGAAUGUCUAGGACAUGUUUGAGUCAUUCGUGAAUAAAAUGUCCAUCCCGUUUCCGCAGCAUUCAUAACUUUGUCUAGUUUUAUGAAUUUACAGGCCUCAAAAGUUUCUUAAUAAUACUCGGUUUAGUAUCAAUUGAACUAGCAAUAUGCGUAUUAGUGAAUACUUACUAGCAACAUUUGCAUAAAAAAUGCACAAAAUUUGUUAUCUCUUCAGAAUGUGAUAUUCAUCAUAUUUCUUUUGUUUUA